AGCAUGUGAACUGAACAAAACACGCCACUUUCUCCCCCUCAGAACAGCAACCUGCAAAACCCUGUUUCUUUUGUUCGCUUGGAUUUCUUUAUUUUUAUAUUAUGGAAUUGGAAGCACCAGAACCCAACCAAACCCAUUCAAGAAACUGAAGGGAUAUUAUCAUUUUUACCAAUUUAAUAUAAAUAUUUUUUUUAUCUUCUAUUUUUUUUAUUUUUUGUACCAAAACAAACUCAAACAUCCUCUUCAAUCACUGUUUCUUCUUUUCCACUUCAUCGCAGACCAAGAACCGAAAGCCAUAUUGGAACUACUAUCACCUUUCACCUGCCGGGGAGUUCUUCUGGGUUUUCUUGUUCAUAAAUGAGAUGAGAUGGGGGAGGUGAGAAGACCCACAAAAAACAGGGGAUUCUAUGUGAGGAUGAGGCUCUUGCACACCAAAAAUGGCAGACCCCAAGAAAAGAACUUCUUUUACAGAUACUACAAAUGGGUCCUCUGGUUAUCCCUAUCCCUCUAUCUCUUCAGCUCCUAUUUCAUCACCAAAGACAACAAACCUCCCCCUCUAGCCAAAACCCGUGUCUCUUCUGCAUCUCGCGCUCUCUACGAGUCCACCAACGCCAGCCUCCUCCAACAACCGAUAAGCAAUCCAGCGUUGUUGAAUAACUUGAAGAUUUUCGUGUACGAGCUGCCGCCGAAUUACAACACGGACUGGCUUUCAAACGAGCGGUGCAGCAGCCAUUUGUUUGCGGCGGAGGUGGGUAUCCACAGAGCCUUGUUAAACAGCGAUGUGAGAACUUUUGAUCCGUAUGAAGCCGACUUUUUCUUCGUGCCAGUCUACGUUUCCUGCAACUUCAGCACCGUCAAUGGGUUCCCAGCGAUUGGGCACGCAAGGAGUCUGAUAUCCUCGGCCGUCCGGCUCAUCUCCUCGGAGUACCCGUUCUGGAAUCGGACCCGGGGCUCCGACCACGUCUUCGUCGCCUCUCACGACUACGGAGCCUGUUUCCACGCAAUGGAGGACGUGGCGAUUGCGGAUGGGAUCCCUGGGUUCUUGAAGAACUCGAUCAUAUUGCAAACCUUUGGUGUCAAAUAUAAGCAUCCGUGUCAGGAUGCGGAGAACGUGCUAAUCCCACCAUAUAUUCCGCCGGAUAGUGUACAGAAGGCUCUGGAAAAUUAUCCGGUGAAUGGGCGGCGAGAUAUUUUCGUAUUCUUCAGGGGUAAAAUGGAAGUCCACCCAAAGAACGUCAGCGGCCGAUUCUACAGCAAGCGCGUGCGGACGGAGAUAUGGCGUAAAUACAACGGCGACCGGAGGUUUUAUCUCAAGAGGCAGAGGUUUGCCGGUUACCAGUCAGAGAUUGCGCGGUCCGUUUUCUGCUUGUGCCCUCUGGGGUGGGCCCCGUGGAGCCCGAGGCUGGUUGAGUCGGUCGUGUUGGGAUGCGUGCCGGUGAUCAUAGCCGACGGCAUUCGGCUGCCCUUCGCCUCGGCCGUGAAUUGGACGGAGAUAUCACUCACGGUUGCCGAAAAGGACGUGGAAAAGUUGGGGCCGAUUCUUGAACACGUGGCGGCGACCAACCUGAGCAACAUACAAAAGAAUCUGUGGGACCCAAGGAACAGGCGGGCCCUAAUGUUCAACAGUCAGGUCCAAGAAGGGGACGCCACGUGGCAAGUGUUACAUGCUCUGGCUCAGAAGCUGGAAAGGUCGUACACUCGGGGGUCGGGGGUUUCGAGCCAAUGGGCGUCGGACACGUAAGGGAGCGGGCUUUCAGAGUGCCAGCUAAUUGUAGUUAAUGGAGCACAGCUGGAUUUUUCUUGGACUGCCCACAACGUAUCAGAAGACGGAAUUUUAUUUUGAUGGUGGGGUCCUAUUUUGAAGAAUUUUUUGGGCCGGUGGGUUCGCGACGAGAUGCCCAGCUUUGAUUGGCUGGUUGUUGUGGGGACGAAAUAUAAUUUAUGUAAAUGCUGAGGAGAAAAAUUAAAUUUUUUUUGUUUGAUAUAAUACUGUAUUUAGGGGUCAUAGUGAUAGAUGACGGGUGCUUGUUCGUGCAGAUCGAUCCCGCCAAAUUAUGUGCUGUAAAUGAUUCGCGUGAGAGCAUCUGAUACAUGAAAUGAAUCAAAGCAAAUUUUGUACAUUUUCUUUCAAUGU
Corylus avellana is the source of this 2134-nucleotide messenger RNA. It is a transcript of the gene FRA8, whose product is annotated as Exostosin family protein. Lineage: Eukaryota; Viridiplantae; Streptophyta; Magnoliopsida; Fagales; Betulaceae. Gene Ontology annotation, biological process: glucuronoxylan biosynthetic process. Gene Ontology annotation, molecular function: glycosyltransferase activity. The record is from RefSeq and is a predicted model, not a curated record.